AUGGCGAGGGGAUUUUCAGUGGCGGAGAGAAAGGAGGUUCCCCCCCCGGGCCGCCCUGAGGUGCGGGAGCGGGGAAGCCCGUCCUGCAGCGGGGACAGCCGGUCCCCGCCAAGGGAGGGCAGCGCGGGGGCGGCGGGUGCGGCCCGUGUCCGGGUCCGGCGGGCUGGGCUUUUCCCUUGUGCCUCAGGAGUGGAGUGGGGGCUGAUUUUCCCCGAUGCUAACGGGGAGUACCAGUCGCCCAUUAACUUGAACUCGAGAGAAGCUAAAUAUGACCCCUCGCUCCUGGAAGUGCGUUUGUCACCGAACUACGUAGUGUGUCGUGACUGUGAAGUGAUCAACGACGGGCAUUCAAUUCAGAUUGUCCUGAAGUCAAAAUCAGUGUUAAUAGGCGGGCCAUUACCUCGGGGACAUGAGUUUGAGCUACACGACGUUCGAUUUCACUGGGGGAGAGAAAACCAGCGUGGUUCUGAACACACAGUUAAUUUUAAGGCCUUUCCCAUGGAGCUUCAUCUAAUGCACUGGAACUCUACACUGUACAGCAGCAUUGACGAGGCAGUAGGGAAGAAGCAUGGAAUAGCUAUUAUUGCUUUGUUUGUGCAGAUAGGAAAAGAGCAUGUAGGCCUAAAGGCUGUAACCGAAAUUCUCCAGGACAUCCAGUACAAGGGAAAGUCCAAAACAAUACCCUGUUUUAAUCCCAACUCUUUAUUACCAGAUCCUCUGCUGCGUGACUACUGGGUGUAUGAGGGCUCUCUAACCAUUCCACCCUGCAGUGAAGGUGUCACCUGGAUACUAUUUCGCUACCCUUUGACUGUGUCCCAAGUGCAGAUAGAAGAAUUUCGAAGACUGAGGACACAUGUUAAAGGUGCUGAACUUUUAGAGGGCUCUGAUGGAAUCCUGGGAGAUAACUUCAGACCAACUCAGCCACUUAGUGAUAGAAUUAUCAGGGCCGCAUUUCAGUAGCAGAAGAGUAAGAACAACAAUAGUAAAUCUUUAGUCAGAGAGGGGGAAGACAAUGCUCCCACAGUGCCCGCAGAUGAGAAAUGGAAACUUUCUGAGGCUGCUGCUUCAGUUGAACCACAAAGCCUGUAUUGUUUGUCUUCAUCUAAUUCAGCCUUGAUAGACGGCUGUGGCAGUUGGUCUGUCCACAUGGUCCAGUGAAAUUCUGUGAAUGGGGCUGCACAUUAAAAGAAGAAAACACAUUAAAUCUUCCGAUUCUCACUGUUAAUUAUUUUUAAAUGGUAGUUAUAAUUGAUUUUAUAGUUACUUUGCCAUUGCAUUAAAUAGUCAUCUAUGAUCCAAGUAGUGCUGAUUUUAAGCUUGGUAUGAAUGCUAGUAUGUAGAAAUACUCAUUAUUAUUUUGAAUAUUAGAUUUAAUUCUAUUCCAUAUCAUUUCUUCUUCUGUCAGUAACCAUCCUUUCUGUAGAGGGGAGGUGCAUUCUAUAAAGCUAAGAAAAACAUUGUUCAUAAAGAGUAAUAUACAAAUUCAGAUUUAUUUUUUUGGCAGAAAGGAGCACUCCUCUGCCAAACAUAUACACUUAACAUGGUUUAUCUGAAUAAAGCUGAAUGACAUUUGCAUUACUAGGAACCUUACUGAAAUAAAGGACAGUUUGGAACUAAGGAAUAUAACAAUAAACUGAAUUGUCUGGA
Molecule: messenger RNA, 1647 nt
Organism: Manacus vitellinus (golden-collared manakin)
Lineage: Eukaryota; Metazoa; Chordata; Aves; Passeriformes; Pipridae
Gene: CA8
Product: carbonic anhydrase 8
Exons: 9
Coding region: 1-960 (319 amino acids)
Molecular function (GO): zinc ion binding; carbonate dehydratase activity
Source: RefSeq, a predicted model, not a curated record